GGAUGCUCCUUCAUGGCCCCCUCAUGCCCCCCCUGAGGGCCGCGGGGUCCCGCACGGUUCGGUCCCCGCUCGGUCUUUGCCCUCCGUGUCCGCUCGGGCUCCAGCGGGCCGGGGCUGGCGGGGCUGAGGUGCCGCAGCACGCGGUGGAGCUGGAGGCGGCCCCGCUCCUCAGCUGAAUUUGGGGUAUUGACUAAACCCUCUAGCGCUUCACCGCUUCUCUGCCCGUUUUUAGGUGUGAUUUUGACAUGAGGAAAGGCUGAGAGAAUUUGGAGUGUUCAACCUGGAGAAGAGAAGCUGCAGGGUGACCUAAUUGUGGCCUUCCAGUACGUGAAGGGAACUUACAGGAGAGAGGCAGUCCCCAAAACCCACCAUGAUUUCUCUCUUGGAGCCCGGGUUCCUGAACGUCAUUGUCGGAGUGGUGUGCGGGGUGUGCCUGGGCUGGGGCAUCCGGGGGAGGCUCCGCAGGAAGCCCGGAGCUGGAGCGAUGCCAGAGUCUCCCGACAGCCUGGGGGGCGAGGCCGACAUCAUGGGAGAGUCCGGGGAGCUCAAGCUGGUGCUGAUCGUCCGCAACGACCUCAAAAUGGGCAAGGGCAAAGUAGCGGCUCAGUGCUCCCAUGCUGCUGUCUCUGCCUACAAGCAGGUUCACAAGAGGAAUCCCGAGCUCCUGAAGCAGUGGGAGUACUGUGGACAACCUAAAGUGGUCCUCAAAGCUCCCGAUGAGGAGACUCUGGUGCAGCUCCUGGCUGAGGCGAAGCGCCUGGGGCUGACUGUGAGCUUGAUACAGGAUGCUGGGCGUACUCAGAUAGCUCCAGGCUCCAGGACAGUCCUUGGGAUCGGACCAGGACCGGCUGAUGUCAUUGAUAAAGUUUCUGGUCACCUUAAACUCUUCUAAACCGGUACCAAAAAGAGCUGGAUGUGUUCGUGUAUGUCAGGGAUAAAAAUUCAAGUUGGGUUUGUGGGUUUUUUUUUGUAUCUUCCCUCAGUGUUAAUAAAAUAAGCAAGUUUUUUAAGA
Prinia subflava (tawny-flanked prinia) is the source of this 1012-nucleotide messenger RNA. It is a transcript of the gene PTRH2, whose product is annotated as peptidyl-tRNA hydrolase 2. Gene Ontology annotation, biological process: negative regulation of anoikis; positive regulation of anoikis. The transcript has 2 exons. NCBI's taxonomy places the organism in Eukaryota, Metazoa, Chordata, Aves, Passeriformes, Cisticolidae. Gene Ontology annotation, cellular component: cytosol; mitochondrion. Bases 371 to 892 code for a protein of 173 amino acids. Gene Ontology annotation, molecular function: peptidyl-tRNA hydrolase activity. The record is from RefSeq and is a predicted model, not a curated record.